This is a messenger RNA of Zingiber officinale, 2456 nucleotides long. RefSeq names its product pentatricopeptide repeat-containing protein At2g13600-like. The coding region runs from base 42 to 1943 and encodes 633 amino acids. Gene Ontology annotation, biological process: RNA modification. The transcript is spliced from 2 exons. NCBI's taxonomy places the organism in Eukaryota, Viridiplantae, Streptophyta, Magnoliopsida, Zingiberales, Zingiberaceae. The record is from RefSeq and is a predicted model, not a curated record. Gene Ontology annotation, molecular function: RNA binding; protein binding.
CGUCCACCUCGAGCGAGGAAAGCAUUCGGUGGACGGGAUGAAUGAGUUCUUGUCGCGCGCAGUUGAUCAAGCACGGCCUUCCACUCAGCUGGCGAAUAAUCACCACCUGCUCCCUCUCCGUCCGUCGGUACGCUUCCCGUCCCUUUACCACCCCGCUACCCUUAGCCGUCUCCCUCUCCUCCGCCGCCCGCGCCGCCGCCGGCCGCGACGACCUCCGCCUCGUCGGAUCCAUCCACGCUGCCGCAGUCGUCAACGGACUUCACUACCACGUCGUUGUCGCCACUUCCAUCCUUGACGCUUAUUCUAAAUGCGGCGACUUGUCUUCCUCCCGCAAGGUGUUCGACGCGAUGCCGCAUAGAAACGCGAUCUCUUGGAACGCCAUAAUCGCCGGCUACACGAACGCGGGGAUGGGCAUCUCUGCGCUGGAGUUGUUCGUCAGCAUGAAAUCCAAUGAGUCGACGGUUGGCGUCAAUGAGUACACAGUGUCGAGCUGUGUGACCGCGAGUGCUGGGAUCAGCGACGUGGUCUCUGGUGCACAGAUCCAUGGCUAUGCUGUGAAGUCGGGGUUCGAGGAAGACCACGCCGUCGCUAGUUCCUUAGCCAAUAUGUAUUUCAGGUGCGGACAUGUUGAAAGUGCCAGGAAAGCCAUGAAAGGAAGGGAAAACGACUGUUUGAGAUCCAAAUUCAUGAUGAUUAAUGGCUAUGUUGUCAAUGGAAGUAUCCUCGUCUCCAUCUUAACGAUCUGCGCUCAAAUUCGAUCCCUCAGACUAGGGAAGCAGGUUCAUGCUUUGAUCAUCACACUUGGAACUAAUAAAUAUGGCUCAUCAAAUUAUAGUGCCAAUGCUGUUCUGUGGAGUGCUCUAAUUAAUAUGUAUUGCAAGUGUUCCAGGGUCCUGGAAGCUCGAUGCGUGUUUGACAGAUUGCAUUGUAGGCAUGCUUCUUGCUGGAACUCAUUGAUUACAGGGCAUAUUCACAAUGGGUUGUUGGAAGAAGCUCGUCAAUUCUUCAAUAACAUGAAGAACAAGGAUGUGAUCACAUGGACAUCAAUGAUAUCUGGUUAUGUGCAAAAUGGAUUGCCGCAAGAGGGGCUCAAAUUGAUGGCAAACUUACAAAACGCUGGUGGUGGGUUGUUACCCGGUAACACCUUCACUUUUCCAGUUGCAUUGGAUGCUUGUAGUUGCCUUGCAGCAUUAGCUUGCGGCAAGCAAAUUCAUGCUCAAGCUGUGCGAACAGGAGCCCAAUUUGGUCUUAAUUCUGUGGUUCUAGAAACAGCUCUCAUUGACAUGUAUUCCAAGUCAGGCAACUUAAAGUAUGCACGAAUAAUAUUUGACCGAAUGGGAAAGAAGAACGAAGUAUCAUGGACUUCAAUGAUCAAUGGCUAUGCAGUUCAUGGAUCAGGUAUAGAAGCUAUCAAUAUUUUCAAUAAAAUGAUAGGAUUGGGGCUAGAACCGAAUGAGGUUACUUUUGUAGCAGCUUUAACUGCUUGUAGUCGGUGCGGUUUGGUAGAUGAAGCAACCCAUUAUUUCAAGUUAAUGAGUGAAAGAUAUGGAAUUCUUCCCACUAAAGACCAUUUUACAUGCAUAAUAGAUUUGUUAGGCCGAGCAGGGAAACUUACAGAAGUUUGGAAGUUGCUAGAGGAGCUAAAAGCUACAAGAACAAACUGUGAGAAGGCCAGCAACUGGGACAAUGUUGAGCAUGCUUCUUUAUGGGGUGCAUUGCUUGCAGGAUGCUGUGUUCAUGGGGAACUGGAUUUGGGUAGGAAAGUGGCUAAUAAGAUGCUUGAGAACAAGCAACAAAUUUCCGGGUCAUAUAUUGCACUUUCUAACCUUUAUGCAGCUUCAGGUUGGUGGGGUGAAGUUCAUAGAGUCAGAGAGGAGUGGAUGAAGGAAGGUGUUCCCAUGGAGCCAGGACAAAGCAAAAUCCAAAACGUUGCUCUUAUAUAAGAUGCUCAAUUGUCGUUCUUGCUUAACGUUGGGGUAGUAGUUAUUGCCUGGGCAAACUUUGUCACUAAACUCAGAAUCGAACAGCAAAGCUUCAGGUUUUUGGAAGCAUUUCUCAAAUGCAGUUUCCUAAUCAGCAAUCAACUUCUUCAUCCAAGCAUUUAUGUAACACUGUAUUUUGAAACAAGUGAUCUAGCAUGGUCAAUGAGAGAGACUCAAGUGCUGUGACAAUGUCAAACUAAAGUCAGUUAACAUUUGAGCAUCGACAAGGUACUGUUGAAGAAAGUUUAUACAGUUUAAUUUACUUGUGAGAUUUGGCAUGCAUCUGGCAUAUGCUUCAGUGAGAUUUCUUUGAGAAAAGCUUCAGUGGGUCUCACGUACAGUGACAGGUUGAGAGUGUAUAUGCAGAAUAUGCCAAACUAUACAACUUCUUUGGUAAUCUCCCCCAUGUAUUGAUAUUUUUUUUUUUGCAAUAUAAUAUUAUAUUCAACGCUAUUGAUGCUAAUUAUUAUAUUU